Coniophora puteana RWD-64-598 SS2 is the source of this 487-nucleotide messenger RNA. RefSeq lists its product as uncharacterized. Bases 172 to 342 code for a protein of 56 amino acids. The transcript has 3 exons. The record is from RefSeq and is a predicted model, not a curated record. NCBI's taxonomy places the organism in Eukaryota, Fungi, Basidiomycota, Agaricomycetes, Boletales, Coniophoraceae.
AAUUGAUGAUACAUUGUUCGCAUCUCAGAAUGAUCCAUUCACCCAAUGCGCCAAGAAUCGCAUUGCAAACCGUGAGGUUUGCAAGUAACAGCCAUAUGGAUCGACGGCGGCGGCGCUCUUGAGAAGCAUUUGCGUCGAGUCGCCAUACUGACCGUGCAUGUGCACACAUCAAUGUCCCAAGAACAAGGCCCGGGGCUUCUUCAGCCUCGUGUUGAGGCGUAUCUUGGCAGCCCCCUGGAGUCAGCCUGUGGCGCGAUCCACGACAUGUCCAAUGCGAUGGUAUCUCAAUCCAUCGCGGACUCUGAAGAUGUGUGUAGUAAAACUAGUACGGCAGUUCGGUAGUGCGAUAGCUCACCUAGACCUUAUCUUAACCCUGCUUUUAUGUUGAGUUCCGCGUACCGAUAAAAUGGGCCUUACUAAGUCGUGAUUAGAGCAAGUGUAUUUCUCGGCACUAGCCCUAAUCAGCGGACGAUUCCAGUCCGUUAAC